AUGGCAACCUACGACUCUGCGUCCACAUCACUCAGCGUAGCUUCUCCACCAACCGAACGACACUGUCUCAGGCGUAAACGCUCUCCUUCCCCAUCAUCUCAACACUUCACCACAUCACUCAGCGUAGCUUCUCCACCAACCGAACGAUACUGUCUCAGGCGUAAACGCUCUCCUUCCCCAUCAUCUCAACACUUCACCACAUCACUCAGCGUAGCUUCUCCACCAACCGAACGACACUGUCUCAGGCGUAAACGCUCUCCUUCCCCAUCAUCUCAACACUUCACCACAUCACUUAGCGUAGCUUCUCCACCAACCGAACGACACUGUCUCAGGCGUAAACGCUCUCCUUCCCCAUCAUCUCAACACUUCACCACAUCACUUAGCGUAGCUUCUCCACCAACCGAACGACACUGUCUCAGGCGUAAACACUCUCCUUCCCCAUCAUCUCAACACUUCACCAAUCCCAUCGCACCGGCUCUCACUCCUUCGAACGAGAAGUUGCUGACUCGAUCACAACCCCAAAAGACAGCCCCCCAGCAACAUCUUUGGGUCUCGCGUUUGGGUGGACGUCGGGCAUUCAGGGUGGACGAUACAUCCAUGAGCAUCCUCAGACGCCUGAUCCAUGAAUUGCACAAGACGUCCAGUUUGGCGAUACCGUCAGCCCUUGUUGGCACUUGCAUUCUGGAUCUCAGACGAGGCGAACAUGAAGCAAUCGAAUUAGUCAAAGGCUCCGAGAAGUAG
Molecule: messenger RNA, 741 nt
Organism: Suillus clintonianus
Lineage: Eukaryota; Fungi; Basidiomycota; Agaricomycetes; Boletales; Suillaceae
Exons: 3
Coding region: 1-741 (246 amino acids)
Source: RefSeq, a predicted model, not a curated record